Triticum turgidum subsp. durum (durum wheat) is the source of this 324-nucleotide messenger RNA. NCBI's taxonomy places the organism in Eukaryota, Viridiplantae, Streptophyta, Magnoliopsida, Poales, Poaceae. The record is from the annotation of a GenBank genome assembly.
AUGCUGCAGGGCCUCAACGCUGAUCUCGACGGCAUGAACUACUCCCUCUCCGACUCCGUAAAAAUGGCCGAAAUGGUCUUCGCCAGCGGCGGAAAAGCCGUCAACAUGACGGUGGUGGACACGGCGUGCUGCGCCGGCAAAGGACGGUUCGGGGAGGGCCAGUGCAACACCUCCGCCAAGCUCUGCCCGAACCGCAACGACUUCAUGUUCUGGGACGGCUUCCAUCCGACGGAGGCGGCGUCGUUCGCGGCCGCGUUCGAGCUCUUCGGCGACACCGGCGAAUACCUCCACCCGAUGAACGUGAGGCAGCUGGCGGCGCUGUAA